Vicia faba (fava bean) is the source of this 477-nucleotide messenger RNA. The record is from the annotation of a GenBank genome assembly. Lineage: Eukaryota; Viridiplantae; Streptophyta; Magnoliopsida; Fabales; Fabaceae.
AUGGGUGCUACAAAUGCCAACACUCCAAACAUUCCUGGUAGCAUAGGUGGAAAGCCUUUUUUUUUUGUAAAGGAUGAAAAUGUUGAAUCUCCUGCUACCUAUUCUGCUGCAAAUGUUCCUGGUAGCACUGAUGGAAAGCCUUUUCUUGUAAAGGAUGUGAAUGUUGAAUCUCCUGGCGUUUACUCUUCCAGUAGGCCUGUUCAGAGUGGUGGACAACUAACUUCCGUAGGAGCAGAAAGUUCACAUUUGUCAUUACUCGGAAAUUCUACAACUGGAAAGUCAUCUAUGAGAAAGUUUCAUCCUUCUGAUGAGCAGCAUGUAAAUUCAUCCAAGCCUGGGAUUUCAAGUUCUGAUUCGUCAAAGCAGUUUGGCAAUAUUAAUGAGAUGACCAAAGAACUGGAUCUGCUUUUGAAGUCAGUAGAAGAGGCUGGAGGCUUUAGAGAUGCUUGCAAUCAGGUCACUACAAAGUUCAAUUGA